Messenger RNA from Cheilinus undulatus (humphead wrasse), 6881 nucleotides. It is a transcript of the gene zeb1b, whose product is annotated as zinc finger E-box binding homeobox 1b. The record is from RefSeq and is a predicted model, not a curated record. Gene Ontology annotation, molecular function: DNA-binding transcription factor activity, RNA polymerase II-specific; RNA polymerase II cis-regulatory region sequence-specific DNA binding. The transcript has 9 exons. Gene Ontology annotation, biological process: regulation of transcription by RNA polymerase II; anatomical structure development. The coding region runs from base 394 to 3312 and encodes 972 amino acids. Lineage: Eukaryota; Metazoa; Chordata; Actinopteri; Labriformes; Labridae.
AGCAUUUAGACACAACGAAAGGAUCAUGGCGGAUGGCCCCAGGUGUAAGCGCAGAAAGCAGGCGAACCCGAGGAGGAACAACGGCCAGAGUGUUGACACGUUUCCUAGGAUGCGUACCGAAUGUCGUCUAUCCAUCUUUGGCUCACAAAGCUGUGAACUGUCAUUAACUCAUGGCUGACAAACUACAACAAUGUGGUGGAGGCCGGUUCUGAGUCCGACGAUGAGGACAAGCUUCACAUCGUGGAGGAGGAGGGCAAUCUGGCCGAGGGGGCCGACUGCGAAAGCACGCUGCCAGAUGAAGAGCACCCCAGGGAGCACUGCUGGGACGAAGUGAAGGAGGAUUGUGUGUCAGACCCUGAGGAUGAUGUGAGCACAGACGCCCUUGUGGAGGAGAUGCUCCAGCAAGGAGACACGGCCGUCAUCUACCCAGAAGCCCCGGAAGAUGAGCCUCUACGCCAGGACACGCCUGAUGCUAGCAUCCAUGAUGAGAAUGGAACCCCUGAUUCAUUCUCACAGCUGCUCACCUGUCCGUACUGCGCACGGGGCUACAAGCGUUACAGCUCCUUAAAGGAGCACAUAAAGUACCGGCACGAGAGGACCGAGGAGAGCUUCAACUGCCCCGAGUGCAGCUACAGCUUCGCAUACCGGGCUCAACUGGAGAGGCACAUGACAGUCCACAAGAGUGGACGGGAUCAGAGACACAUCACACAGUCGGGAGGCAAUCGUAAAUUCAAGUGCACUGAAUGUGGCAAAGCAUUUAAAUACAAGCACCAUCUGAAGGAGCACCUACGCAUCCACAGCGGAGAGAAACCCUACGAGUGCUCCAACUGCAAGAAGCGCUUCUCCCACUCAGGCUCAUACAGCUCCCACAUCAGCAGUAAGAAGUGCAUCAGCGUCAUCUCAGUGAACGGCAGACCACGCUCGGGGAACACCAAAGCCCAAAACCAGGGUCCAUCACCGGUGCUGCCCACGCCGCCCUCAGUCCUACGCACCCAGAUUAGAGAGAAGCUGGAGCACAGCAAGCCCCUGCAGGAGCAGCUGCCCCUCAACCAGAUCAAGACUGAACCUGUGGACUACGAGUACAAGCCAGCGUUGAUCACAUCUCCACCUUUGACCGCCAUGAAUGGAGGGAUUUUCAAUGGAGGUGCAGCGGCCCCUCUGCAGGGCACAGUGCAAGCAGUGGUCCUGCCAACUGUGGGUCUGGUGUCGCCCAUCAGCAUCAACCUGGCAGACCUGCAGAAUGCACUGAAAGUGGCGGUGGAUGGAAAUGUCAUUCGCCAGGUGCUAGAGAGCAACGUCAAAGGACAAGGGCAGAUAAACUCGGGGUUAACCACUGGAACUCUCCAUCCCCCACAGCAGCAACUCAUCUCAGCCAUCAGUCUGCCCAUCGUGGGUCAGGAUGGAAAUGCAAAAAUCAUCAUAAACUACAGUCUGGACCCCAACCAGGGCCAGAUCACAGCCCAAAACCUAAAGCAAGAGCCUGAGCCGAUCUCUCUAACUCAGGCCACAGAUACCUUCAAGUCCCAGAAACUCCCUGAAGAUCUCACCAUGAGAGGCUCCAGGCCCAAAGAGUCUAAAGAAAAAGAGGAAAAGACCACUAAAACUUGUCUCCUGUGUGAUAACUGUCCCGGGGGGCUGGAAGCUCUCCACGCCCUCAAGCACUGCAAGAAGGACGGUCUCAGGCUAAAUGGAGCAGGACUAGAUAAGUCUGAGUCUGCUGUUGCUGCUCUGCUGUCAGAGGGAGGACUCUGCCAUCAGCCCAAGAACCUUCUGUCCCUGCUCAAGGCCUACUUUGCCUUAAACGCAGAACCCACCAAGGAUGAGCUUGCUAAGAUCUCUGACUCAGUCAGCCUACCCAUCCAUGUGGUUAAGAAGUGGUUUGACAAAAUGCAGGAGGGCCAGAUAUCCCUGGGCGCACCUACACCUCCCUCAGAGGAGGAGGACACCUGUGAGGCUAGUAGUGUGGUGUCUCUGGUCCCAGGGAAGGACACGGCCAUGAGCCCCUCUGUGAACCAGGACAGUCCAACAGAAGCAACCCCAGCAGAGGUCAACGGCAGUCACAGCACGCCAGCCUCCCCUUCGCCACUAAACCUUACAGCUGGAGGUCCCAUCCCAGCCAAGCCUUCCCAGAGCACUGAGGGACCCCUCGACCUGUCGCUGCCAAAGCCCGCCAGGGAGGAGGCGGAGAGAGAGGUGGCUAAAGCCCGUGUUUACCCCUCCCCUCCCUCUGGCUCUGGUACCAAUGCAGAUGAACCCCUUAACUUAACUUGCACAAAGAAAGAGGCAUCGCCACUCUCAGCCAUGGGCAGCAGCCCCAUCGCACUGUACGCCAGCCAGCCAAGUGCCAAACCCCUCGACAUUGUGACCACAAUGCAAUGCCUACGGGCACUAUCCACUAACAACAAACAGACUAUCCUGAUUCCCCAGCUGGCUUACUCCUAUACCACUACAGCAAGCAGUCCAGCAGGGACCCAGACCCAGGAAACCAUCCACCUCAACGGAAUCAAGGAGGAGAGGCUGGACACGGGUUCAGAGGGCGUAUCCACUAUGGAGGAGCAGAACGACUCGGACUCAGGCCCUCAGAGGAAGAAGAUGAAGAAGACGGAAAGCGGCAUGUACGCCUGCGACCUGUGCGACAAGAUCUUCCAGAAGAGCAGCUCGCUGCUGAGACACAAAUACGAACACACAGGGAAGCGACCACACGAGUGUGGCAUCUGCAGCAAGGCCUUCAAACACAAACACCACCUGAUCGAACACAUGCGCCUCCACUCGGGGGAGAAACCGUACCAAUGCGACAAGUGUGGCAAGCGCUUCUCCCACUCGGGCUCCUACUCGCAGCACAUGAACCACCGCUAUUCCUACUGCAAGAAGGAGACACAGGGCCAGGGAGGGAGUCCAGGGAGCCCCCCAGAGGAUGACGCAGAGGUCCAGGCAGAGAUGGAGGCUCUGAGUCGGCUGCAGAGCCAGCUCCUUGGCCCCUCUCUGCUGGACUCGGAUGAACGUGGGAGCAGCACUAGAGAGGACGAGGAGAGCGAGGAAGAGGAGGAGAUGGAGGACAGUGCAGUGGACAUGAAUGACAUCCAGGUGGUGCAGAUAGGAGACGAAGGAGGAGAAAAUGAGGAGGAGAUAGAGAGAGUGUUGGUGCAGGAAGGAGCAGAGGAGGAGACAGAGAUGGAAGUAAAAGAGGAGGAAGAAGAAGUUGACACGAGGCAGGAGGAGGUGCUGGGGGAGGAAGUGGAGACGAUGGAUGCAGAGGAAGGAGUGACAGAGGAGAGUGCAGGGGAAACAAACAGUAAGGUUUCUGAAGACUAGAAGGAGACAUCACAGAAAGAAGGAGACUUUAAGAGGAACCAGACUUCUCCACGAGACACAAUCAGACUCCUCCUCUCCUCACGCAGAGGAGGAACGCAGGAGAUGAUGUCCGGUCGCUCUGACUGUUCGUUUCAGUUCACUACUGUGUAGAAAUCCAGGUGUGCCUGAAAAAAUACUAGUGACUUUUCCACAGGAGAAUGAUGUCUCACUGUUAGAAGAAUCCAUUUGUAAAAAAAAAAAAAAAAAAAAUAGAGACGAACAUGGAUUUUAACAAAUGAAGGAAAUGCAUUAUACAGACUUUGGAAGCUAGAGCCGACACGUUUUAGAUAAUGUUUUAUUACUAAAACACCUUGGAUCAUUUCUUUUUAUCAGUGUUACUAAUUUUAUCACUCAUAUUUUAACCUUUAAAAGCUGUACAGUUGGGAGAUAUUUCUAUACCUUUUUAUUGCCAAUGAACAAAAAAAGUCAGUAUUUUAUUAAGUUGGAAGGAAAAUAAGAAAAAUCCUGUGCACUACAAGUGGCUUGGUUUACCUAUGGAUUGAACAGUUGUGUUUCUACCCUUCAGUAUUACCGCACUAGAUACACCACGCCAUCACGCUAGCUGAUGUUAGCAUGACAUUUCUUUUUGUGUUCUUUUUGAUUGGACUGCGAGCCUUAAGAAGAAAACAAAGCAGAGUGAGGAGGGGUCUUUUCACUUAGUUCCUUUUAGACACAUUGAGUUUCUUUUCAUACCGUGUUUUUAGAAGUUUGACAGUUUGGGAAAAUUUGCUUAUUUCUUCUCUUGGUAGAGUUGAGAAGGUACAUACCACGCUUCUAUCUCACAGUAAAGAUACAGUUAGCAGAUGAUUUGGGCUUAAAAUGAGGACCAGGAUGAGGCAAACAGCCAGUCAAAGCGGAAUAAAGCAGUUAUUUUAUGAAAUUACCCUCGAUUUUCUAUUCCUUUAAGGUUCAAAUAAGUGGUUUUGAUUUUUUUGGACUAAACAUAGCUUUGAGAGUGAGUCUGGCUUAUCUAUUUACUAGUGUUUAGGAUUUUUGAUUAAUUAGGCUUACCAUUGGCAAGAAGAAGCUCAAUAUUUAGAUUAAGAAAGGCACAUCACAUAGAUGCAGGGCAACUCAGAACAGCAGCAAAAAGUAGAAGGAAUGCCUGCACAUUUGUUAAAUACAAAAAGACAAAAAGAAGUUCAAUAUUGGAUGAACCAGCAUGGAUUCAAUCUCUUAAGUCCCUGAAAAGUCACCCAAGUUCAAGGCCUGAGAGAAAUCAUUCCUAUGAAGGCAUGGAUAGCAUCAUUGGGAUGGUGCAAUGGCUAGCUCCAAGAGGAAACACGUGUAAGAGUUUAAGAUUUAUGGUUCAAAUACAAGAACUGCUAUCAGGUCAAAUUUACCUGAGGUCAUUCAUUAAUUGUGUCCAACCUCAUAGUGGUAAAAUUUCAAAGAGUUUUCCUACAAGUUAGUUGUGUAGCAACUAGUGACAUAAAAAAUCUGCUUGCAUGAAUCCAAAUUUUAAUAAUGGUCAUUUAUACCUUGAACUGCCAAGUGGGUAAAAUUGACCCCAUAGGAGAGCAUUAGAUGUCCCUCUGUUUUUUUUUACACCAACACGUAAAUAAUAGAUGUUGCCAUUAAAAUACCUUCUCUACCCAUGUAUCCCAUUUUUUGACCCUGAAUAGGAUAAGUGGUGUAGAUAAUGAAUGGAUGGAAUCGAUCACAUGCUUAAUUGUUCCCUCAGCACACUUUAAUUGGGUCACUGCAGCAUGUCCCUGCAGCCAUGGGGAUGUAAAACAAGUCCACUAGUGCUCCUAAAUGCCUUAUUUCAUUUUAAAAACACUCAAAAGUCAUCUGUGUUAAUUUUUUUCCUUUUUCCUUUCCAAUCCAGAACAAGUAUUUUCUCCCAUGGCUUAGCUAAUGUCAAAAUCUUCAAUCGAGCUAUGGUUCCUUAUUUUCUUUCAAAAUAAAAGCAGGCCUGUUUCCAAACAUGAAGUCAGUUCCCUUGGUGUGAAACAGUAAAAAUCCAAAAUGAAACAAAAACAGUUAAAAAACUUUGGAUUCUCAAAACGCAGCAAAAAGAAGAGAUUAAUCACAAUUAACUGCAGAAUUUCUGAGAUGAAUUGCCUUUAAAAGUUUUAAUCAUUAGAAAACCCUGUUAGAUUUAUAUCCAUUUAGGUGAAAAAACACCUUUUUAAAUCACACAUUAACAUUUACGUUCACUGUUUUAUGUGUAAGUCCCUGUGCAGUUUUAUUUUUCUGGUUUCAAAAACAGGUGUUAGAGAAAAUUGUCUCUCACAGAUGCAACAAUAGCUCACCAUCUUUUUAGCUUUCAGUAACAUAAGUUUAUUUUCCCAAACUGUCAAACUAUUAACGUUCACAGAGAGCAUGAAGGGGAUUUAAAAACGCCAACCCUCUCUAUUCCUUCCCCCCACUCUGAGUCGUAUGCAAAAAAUACAAGAGAAACAUGCAUAUCAAAGUGCCAUUGAAUAUUGCUGUUGAAGCUUAGCAGCUGUUAUCAGGAAUCGCCGGGUCCCAGAUCAACCAAUAAGCCGAAAUACUGUCGUCUUUGGCUCGCCGCUGCACCUGAGAGAGCAGAGUCUGGCUUACCACGUAUUCAUGUAUCAUAGAUUUUACCAGAGCUUCUUUAUUCUUAAUCUGAGCGGCUAUUGAAUCUCAGUGCACAUGUUUUUCUAAUGGAUGAAGUUUGAUUUCUGUGUCCUGCCUUUUCAAAGCUUAUUCAGUGCACUUGUUUAAUGCACCCUGACACGCUCUGAUGUCUCUUCAGGUAACAAAUGAAGGCAAAUCUAAAAUCCCAGGAGUUUAAUUCAACCUGUUUUUACCUGUCAGUAUUAUUUUUGUGUCUCUUCUGUUGUUCUGUUUCAGUGUGUGUACUGUAUGUUUUCAGCAAUGGCAGUAUUAUCCCCGCCCACACAGAGAUGGGUAUGUCUGUUUAGUCCUAGAGAACUUUUAUAUUUAUGUGUCUUAUUUUUUUAUAUUUCUUUAUGGUUAUUUAUUACACUAUGUAGUGUACAAUACUGUAGUUUGUAUUAAUACGAUAAUAUAUUUUAGUAUGGAAAAAAACAUUCAAAGGCAAAUAACUGCAGGCCUGGAAAAUGAGACUCCGGUGUACUGAAGUAUGUUUUUCGAACAAACAAAAUGAUGUUUUUCCUUGGGAAAAAAGAAACUCCCUGAAAGCCUGAAAAUUGGAACCUGUGACCUCUGCAUCCAUACUCAUGUUAGUUUAGUUUUCUUUGCCCUCUCUAAUAUGAAGCUACUGAACUUUUGAAAACUAAUAGUAUGUCUAAUAGCAUGAGUGUGUGCUGUUUUAUUGAAGGAUUAUCCUUAACCACACAAACUGUCCUUUUUUGCCAAGCCAAAAUAAUAUUGACGUAUGUUGUUAUGUUUUUAUUUGUGCCAAUUUGUUACUUUAUAUGUCCGUGUCAAGACCAUGCCCACUUUUAUAUGCCCCCUGCCUUUAACACCAUCAUCUUUUUUUAUAGUGAUUUUUUUUUUUUUGGUUGUUUCUUUUAUUUUUUGUUAUUUUUUAUGACUCCCCAUCUCACAAUAAAAUACAUCAAUUACAAAUG